Folsomia candida is the source of this 2480-nucleotide messenger RNA. RefSeq names its product fibroblast growth factor receptor 1. Gene Ontology annotation, cellular component: signaling receptor complex. Gene Ontology annotation, molecular function: transmembrane receptor protein tyrosine kinase activity; ATP binding. NCBI's taxonomy places the organism in Eukaryota, Metazoa, Arthropoda, Collembola, Entomobryomorpha, Isotomidae. The record is from RefSeq and is a predicted model, not a curated record. Gene Ontology annotation, biological process: multicellular organism development; cell surface receptor protein tyrosine kinase signaling pathway; protein phosphorylation. The transcript has 10 exons. Bases 680 to 2134 code for a protein of 484 amino acids.
CACAACUUUUAUUUGCAUCAUUUACCUACGCAGAUGAACUUCAUUUGAUGAAGAGUACAAUCAACUUGUCAGGAUGUUUAUAAAUACAUGAAACACACAAAAAUGAUUUGUUGGCGAGAAAAGCCUAAUCUUUAAUAAAACAGUACGGUGGCGCCGGCAUUAUUGUAUAUUUUUUAUCAUGUUUAUGUACAUAAAAUCAGGAUAUUCGCUGAAAAUAAACUGUUAUCGUUAGUGCGAUAGUAGGUGCAAAAUUAUGUAGGUUUUAUUAAGACGUUUAUCGUAAAUAAACUACAGCAAAAGUUCGUUCAAACCAGCAUUGAAGAUUCAUUUACCAGUUUCAUAGUUGAUUUGUGUAAUAUUUACGAUUUCAGACGAUUUCGACGUCAGAAAAAACUAUCUAGAAAACUAUCUAGAAAAAGCUAGAACUCAUUAAAAAAUUAACAAAAUGUCUCCAUCUAAAAUAAUUCAGACCAAACUACACAAAAUUUUAACGUUAAUUAAACCUUAAACCUGCAUAACGUUCCAUAUUCCUUGCUAAAAUUAAAUCGAAAUAUGAAAUUUGGCCAGAUUUUCUUACCAUGUUUGGGAAUCUAUUUGCAAGGAGCUGUGAAAGCGUUGGCACUGGUGGAAAUUUGUGUGGAAAUUGGAACCAUUGUAAUUUUUGGAUACAACGAUUUUCAUGGUCUACCAAAAUAUUUUCGGGGGGAUAAGAGCGAUCCAAUCGUUUGGUGUACGGAUUUCAUCAUUUAUAUGCAUCUGCAUGUGGGCGUACUGCUACCUUUACCACCUCAUCGCGAUAUUUAUUGCAUGUUUUUUAUGCAAAAGUGCAAGCAGUCGAGAUGCAAUCGGAUUGAGGAACUGUUUGCUGGCUUCAAUUCUAACUUAUUUGGCCCUAUUUGUUGUCCUCAUUAUAUUGAACUUACUCGCAUCGGAGCACAUGAUCCCACUCAUCGGACUGGACUCGGUAUUUGCAGCCUAUAAGAUCUACUCAUUUUGGAUCAUUUACAACUUUAUCCAAGACAUUGACUCGAAUGGGCGACUCGAUCCAGUUCUCACCAUUUUAAGCGAUGCGGAAUUAGAUCUUUUUCUCAACGGGGGUAGAUCCCGUUCUUCGAGAGGGUCGUUUCUUACGACGCCAUACCAGAAAGCAUUUGAAAUUCCAAUCUCCAACUUGGUCAUAAAUUACAUCACUCCACUCGGAAAGGGUAACUUUGGUGUUGUAUAUAAGGCCAACUUCUUAGCAGAGGAAGAUCUACCUGGCCACAUGAACGAGCGCAUUGUCGCUGUUAAAACGGUACCUCGGUUUGCGACAAGUCAACAUUUUAUGCAAUUGUUGAGAGAGUUGCAAAUUUUGAAUUAUAUUGGAAACCAUGACAAUAUCGUUAAUCUAAUUGGAGCCUGCACCACUGAUGUUAAGCAAAAAAAAAUUUUUAUCGUUCUGGAAUACUGCGGACUGGGGAGCAUGCUGGAAUACCUGAGGUCGAAUAGGGCCGAGUUGACGUCAGAAUGUGAUACAGAAAGCCUUUCUAGAAACUCAGACAACAAUGCACCUUUGACUGGGCUGUGUUUCCGUGACCUUGUCAAGUGGGCUAUGGAGACGGCCAGUGGCAUGAAAUACAUUGCCGACAAAAAAGUUAUUCACGGCGACCUUGCUGCUCGAAACAUCCUUCUCACGUUCGACCGGAGAGUGAAAAUCGGGGAUUUCGGGAUGUCAAACCAAGUAUUUCACUGCAAGCAUCGCUGGACGAAAGCUAACGUGAUGAUACCGUGGAGAUGGAUGGCCAUCGAAGGGAUUUUGGAUAAAAAUUUCUCCCUGAGCUGUGACAUUUGGUCGUACGGUAUCACAGUGUGGGAGUUUUUCUCAGGUGGCGAGGUGCCCUACGUGGGAAUGGAGUAUGGCCCUGAUUACAUUCAACAGCUUCGAAGUGGCGAGCUGAGAUUGGAAUGCCCAGAAUACGGAAAUGAAGAAAUAUACCAAGAACUUUGCAAGUGCUGGAAGUUAGAUCCCACAGAAAGGCCAGGAUUUGCCGAGCUCAAGUUAUUCUUUAAAAAAAUAUACUCAAACUUAGGUCAAGAUCGUCGCCAUGUGUCGAUUCGAAUGUAUGAUUCCGAUAUUGAAGAAGUUGACUGCUAACUAUCUCAAGUUUUAAAGACCUCUUAAUUUUUACAAAAUGAUGCAUUUUAAAUACGACUAUGUACAAAAAUUAAGCAAAUGUUUAGAACAAUUAUUUUCAAAAUGAGUAAUCUCAUCAAUUUUUUUUCAUUAAACUCUGAAUUGUUUAUUUACUUAUUUCCCUUGUCCAGAAUAUAAAGAUACUUUCAAUUUUAACACAUAAAGAGCAUCCAUUAGGUUAUUAGCGAAAGAAAUCCCUGUCAAACCAUCAAUGUCACAUAAAAACUGAAGUCUUGUGCAUAUGUAUACAUACUUAUUUCCAGAGCGUGACCCGUUUAAUAAAAUUACUUGCUAAAAAUACCUCUUA